CUAUCAUUGAGAUUUUUCACCGUUCCCGUUAAAGAUGACAUAUUCGCCACUGAAAGAGACACGAGUCCUGUGCAGCUAGUGGUGGUUAUGGAGAGAGCAUGCUUUCAGACAUAACACCUCCAGAAGCGCCCAAUGUAUUCGCGAGAAAUGCGGACUUUGCCGAUCGCAAUUUCUUAACCUUGCCUUCACCUCGUUUCCCUGCUACAUCCAAGUCUCCCUCUUCUCAAAAACAGGUCUGUAUCGCCAUGGUCGCCAUACAUGCGGAGCCUAGUACCUCUACAACCACUCACAAAAAGAACCGACGAAAGAUCUCGAAGAAAAACCUCAAACCCGCUGAACCAGGGCAAGCUCGUGAAGGAGAUGAGGACAUGCACGAGGAGCCUAUCUCUUCGGAAGUCGCAGAGGCUGCACAAGCCGCUGUCUUGGAAGAGGACAACGGAAAUGCCGAUGACGACGAACUUAUGAUUGACUCCGAUCCUUCAUCUCUCCCUGCACAGAAUGCUGCACCUUCUUUCCCUCCUCUGCCCGCUUCUGCUCAAAGAUCUACACUCAAAUCGGAGACGAGACGGAUUCCUAUACCCCCACAUCGCAUGACGCCGUUGAAGAAGGACUGGGUGAAUAUCUUUGGACCAUUAACCGAGAUUCUCGGGCUGCAGGUUCGAAUGAAUGUACAGAGGAAAGCUGUUGAGAUUAGGACAUCAAAACAUACCAAAGAGGUCGGCGCACUGCAGAAAGGUGCUGACUUCGUAAAGUCAUUUGCACUUGGAUUCGAUGUGAACGUAUGUGAUUCAAUUUUUCUACCACGUCUAUUUCAUUCAGUUGACAUGUUCGUUUCUAGGAUGCGAUCGCUCUGUUGCGGUUAGACGAUCUCUAUCUUGACUCGUUUGAGAUCAAGGACGUGAAAACACUCCACGGAGACCAUCUUUCUCGUGCAAUUGGUCGUAUUGCCGGUCAAGACGGAAAGACGAAAUUCACUAUUGAGAACGCGAGUCGGACUCGGAUUGUUCUCGCUGAUACGUAUGUAUCACAUUUCUUGCCCUUGUACUAUCUGGCCGCUAAUCUUCUUCCUUCUUCCAGUAAAAUUCAUAUCCUGGGAUCCUUCCAAAAUAUCAAGAUCGCUCGGGAUGCAAUCGUAUCCUUGAUACUCGGAUCGCCACCAGGGAAGGUGUAUGCAGGGUUGAGGACGGUGAGCAGCCGUAUGCGACAACGUGCGUUAUGAACGAUUCGCUGUGGUGAUGAUGUGUUCGAUAUCACAUCUAUUAUAUUCUCGUUACCUCUUGUCCUUGACGUAGAUUGGAUGGGUAUGUGGUGUUGUCUAUGUGGUUGAUCAACAGUGUGUUUUCAGUGGUUUCAGGAUUCCUUAUUUUCUUCGGGACAAGCAUGAUAUGACAUAGUCGAUUUCUCGAACAACAUUCAGGUGAAUAAAUGCCUGUGACUUGAGUUUACA
Somion occarium is the source of this 1447-nucleotide messenger RNA. NCBI's taxonomy places the organism in Eukaryota, Fungi, Basidiomycota, Agaricomycetes, Polyporales, Cerrenaceae. The record is from the annotation of a GenBank genome assembly.